CAAACUUAUCCACACCCCCUUAUUAGCACAACAAAAUUUUUCAAAACUCAGCUCAUAAAUUAUUAUUAUUAAAAUGUCCAAUCGUGACACAACACCGGGUAAGGGCAGCACCUCUGCUGCGCCAGUUCCCGAAGGAGCAAGUGCUGCACCGAAGCAGUUUACCAGCGUAGAACAUAUGAGCGCGGUGGAGCUGCAGGCGGUUUCGACAGUGCUGCUCAACAUGCAUGAAAUGGUUGAGAAGACUGACAAGUUCAAUGCAGACUUGGACGGCCCGACUACAGAGGAGUGGAUCGAGAAGAUCACAGCCAACAUCCAGUUCUUUAUUGAUGCUAAGGUGCCCACAGCUUCAAUUAUCCAGGCCAUCAAAGGAAGGCUAGAUGGCAAGGUGAAGGCAGUGAUUGGUGAUCGCAAGUUUGUGCACAAGACUGAACUGAAGGAUGCGAUGAUGCAGGCGUUCCCUCAGGCACGGUUUGCAAAACAUGCGCGUGAAAAGCUGGGCAAGGUCUCGACGUUUAAGGAGCUACCAGUGGACAAUAUCAAGCCUCUUGGAAUGAAGCUGCUGCGCCGGGCCGAGCUGAACGAUACACACUGUAUUAUGCUUGCUGAAACCCUAGCCAAGCUCGAUGCACAAGCCUGGUAUGCGACGGAGACCAAGCCGUCAAUGGCCACCACUGCAAAUAUUGAGCAGAUGCUGACAACUUUCCAGCGGCAUUAUGACAUGCAUCAGGAAAUUGGUGAGGCUCGAAAGAUAGUCGAGAGGACAUCCAAUGUUAGCAAGGGCCACGAUGAGUCUACUCAGCCUGGAGAUGCAGCUGCACAGGGAGGCAUGAGGUCAGCACGUGCAUCGCGCAACGCUCGCCAACGCCAGCGAAUUAGGGAGAAGCUGCGUCGUUUGGAUGAGCUUGAGGCGAAGACUGCCAACCCAGACCGCCGUACUGAGCAGAAGCCCGAUAAUCCCCGCCAGAGUCGCCCAAAAGACUAGGCGGCCUUCAUAGCCAGCAACGCUUUGCAUCGGCUUCAUUUGUAGUUGGAAUUAUUUCGAAUGCAUUGGAUACCGAGCAAGCAAA
This is a messenger RNA of Linderina pennispora, 1067 nucleotides long. RefSeq lists its product as uncharacterized. NCBI's taxonomy places the organism in Eukaryota, Fungi, Kickxellomycota, Kickxellomycetes, Kickxellales, Kickxellaceae. Bases 74 to 982 code for a protein of 302 amino acids. The record is from RefSeq and is a predicted model, not a curated record. The transcript has a single exon.